This is a messenger RNA of Fusarium venenatum, 417 nucleotides long. RefSeq lists its product as uncharacterized. Lineage: Eukaryota; Fungi; Ascomycota; Sordariomycetes; Hypocreales; Nectriaceae. The record is from RefSeq and is a predicted model, not a curated record.
AUGUCUUCGAAUGCCUCUGCGCCAAACCAUCAGCCAUGCCUCAAGCGUUGGCAGCGUCGGGCUCUCGACCGUGGCCGAACGCCUCUUCCCGAGAAGCCCGGCAGUCACCCAUGGGCUGCCAACUCCGCUGAGACUUCCCAAGACCAGAUUUCCCCUGGCAACGCGGCUUCUGCCUCUACCCUGUCCACGAGUGAUGGCACCAGCCAAAGUGCCUCCCAGCCAACCAGCAUCGCCACUUCCUAUGCCUACAGGUUCUGGUCUGUCGCGGAGCUCGAACGCCUCAUCCGUUUGAGGCGUAAUGGCUUGUCCUGGAUCCAAAUCAAGAACCAUUUUCCCGACCGUUCGCUUGAGUCUCUCAAGCAAACAUACCACAAGCGACGUGGAGCCGUUGAGGCUGAGAUGGAUGCCAACGUAUGA